GUUGCUUUGUACCAUCUUUGUCUCCAAGCACAAUUCCGCUAAUUCUUCAAUUGUGCACCGAAAUAUGGCUCUUCCAUUACCGUCUGGCCUUGUGCCGACAGAAGUAGCUUUCCUCUGCGAGAUGGAACUUGUCACCAUAGUUCCUCGGCAAAGACUCGACUCGAUUCCGCUCCUCAGCGGAAAUACCCCAGUUCUGCGACCACCUCACCGCGCUGAGCUUCCGCUAUGGCUUGCGAUAUUACUGAAGAAGCAACGGCGCGCCAACAUUAUCCCCCCGCCUUGGUUACAUCCCGAUUCUCUGAAGGAUAUUCUACACCACGAGACGAACGAAGACCCCGAGGCCUUCUCCCCGCCUCCACCGCCGUUGAUGAGGUCUGAUGGGAGGGGAGGCGUAAAACCUUACGGUCAAUCGUCGUCUGAGAUUAAACCUGGGGAUAUGGUACUGUCGCCGCCAUUUCUCCCGUCGUGUACGCAGGAGGCGCCUUCGGGCUACUUGCCUUAUCACUGGCUCGAGUUGUCGGAAACCUUACUGGCGCAUGCCGCGGACGAUAUACCGAAUUCACCCGAAGUACGGACGUUGCUGCGAGAUCUCCAGGAAGUACGCGCCGCAAAAAUGAGAGGCAGUACAGUACACCUAGAAGGUGGCGGUGGUGUCCUCAAUUUGCGAGGAGUCGGAGCUAUGGAAUUGGCGGAGAGUCGUGGGUUCGUGUUGGGCGUUGUUGAAGGUGUGAGGAAGCUGGGCGCAAGUGCUGAGGCGGGCAGAAGAGAAGAGGAGGAAGAUGAUCGCGCGAACGGUAGAGGCGAUGAAAGUGAUGAGGAGAUGGCUUUUUAAAAAUGGACAGAUCCACGAUUACGAGACACGAUAUGGCAUUAAAUGCGACAUGAAAAUUACGGACAUUGGCAUAUCAUCGAACUGGCGUUCUAUCACAUCGGCAGGCAUA
This is a messenger RNA of Annulohypoxylon maeteangense, 941 nucleotides long. Its product is annotated as GINS complex protein-domain-containing protein. The transcript is spliced from 2 exons. Gene Ontology annotation, biological process: double-strand break repair via break-induced replication; DNA replication. The coding region runs from base 65 to 832 and encodes 255 amino acids. NCBI's taxonomy places the organism in Eukaryota, Fungi, Ascomycota, Sordariomycetes, Xylariales, Hypoxylaceae. Gene Ontology annotation, cellular component: nucleus; GINS complex. The record is from RefSeq and is a predicted model, not a curated record.